Molecule: messenger RNA, 7513 nt
Organism: Melospiza georgiana
Lineage: Eukaryota; Metazoa; Chordata; Aves; Passeriformes; Passerellidae
Gene: PPIP5K1
Product: diphosphoinositol pentakisphosphate kinase 1
Exons: 32
Coding region: 2098-6432 (1444 amino acids)
Biological process (GO): inositol phosphate biosynthetic process; inositol metabolic process
Cellular component (GO): cytosol
Molecular function (GO): 5-diphosphoinositol pentakisphosphate 1-kinase activity; diphosphoinositol pentakisphosphate kinase activity; inositol hexakisphosphate kinase activity
Source: RefSeq, a predicted model, not a curated record
CACCGCUGCGCCUGCCUGCUGUGAACGCGCCUGUACUACCAGAACAGAGGGAUUGCCCUGAUACUACGUGUCCAAAUAGUUUUAAUUAUUAGCCCUAGGAUAGGUAAUGUUUGUGUUCUGAAGCAAUAAAGUGCCCAUGAAAGGAGCACAGCUUUCAGCAUUUUAAAGUAUGGAAUUGACCUUAGUGCAAACAGCCCUUGUAACAGUGGAAGUAACUCUCCGUGUGUCACUGGUCAUGCAGAGGUGUAUUAGUGGUCAUGCAUGCAAAGGUGCUUCACUGCUCAGGGCCUAAGCUUUCAGGGUUGGUUUAUUUUGGUCUUUUGGUUGGUUGUAGGGCCAUCAGUGGUUUCAGAUAGUUCUACAAGACAUUGUCAGCAUAAGUGUUUUAAAAUGCCAGCUGUGUGUAUUUCUAGAAGUCGUGAUCCUACAUGUACUUGACCUGGCUUGGCUAGACUGUGGGUCUCUAAGUUGGAUCAUGCUUGCAGGCUUUUUGCUUGCCAGGGUAAUCCCAAAUUCCUGCCACUGGCAGUGGUAUAAGUCAUAUUCCUGUCUGUCAGCCCAGCACUACAGGCACUGCACCUGCAUCUGCACCUUGUGUUUAAAAAAUGAAGUGAAACAAAACCCUGACAUGCAAGUCCACUCUUUGGUUAAUGCCACACUGAGUACAAAAUACAAGACCUAAUCACAUAUUCUCACCUUAAAUGCCUGGUACCUCAGAAGUAGGGCAGGAAGAAUUUCUUUACUCUAUUAGCACCCUUAUCUGAACAGCACCAGAAUGAUCUGCUGGGGAACAGGAUAAUAAUUUCCUAUAUGGUUUCUUAUCUCUAAUCCAGGGCAGUGUAGGGAGCUGAAACAGUCCCAGGCCAUCAGAGGCAAGGUCUGUGGCUCCAUUUAGGGUUGUGUGUCAGCAGAUUUGGAUUGCUGAUGGGGUAAUUUUGGUAACCUUUGGUAUGACUGUGCAGCAGAUCACAGCUGCCCUUCUUGCAAGUGCAGCAGGAAAGUCUCCGGGUGUAGCGACUGGCAUGUACUUUUUCCUGUGUGAAAAGUGUGGGCUGUGUGCUGUGCAGGAGCCUGUAAGGGUUCUGUGAUGGUAUUGCCACCCUGCUGGCAUAUGGGCCCUGUGCCAGUUCAGCACUAGAGCUGGCUCAGGUAUGGUGGGCAAACUUCCUGUCACUGUCCUUGGAUACCAGAAUAGAACUCCACUCGCCUGUGUCCAUUUAAGAGCAACAGUCUGAGUUUUUAAUGCCUUUGUUGUGCCUGUAGCUAAAAGUUCUGUUCAUCAAGAGUCUGUAGUUGCUUGGUAUAAGUCUAUGGUAAGGAAUGUACUUUUAAGAAAAACUAGAAGAAGGUUCCAGUUAACCCUCCCCUCACACCUGAAAUCAUGAGGCUUUCCUUAUUAACAUCAUGGGCACACCUGUGCUAUCAGUGGCUGUCAGCUUCAGUGAGGCUCUGAGGUUUUGCUUGAUGUGAGUAUGAUGUGUCAUGGCCUUGAAACAGAGCUACAGAGCAAGGAAGAGGCUUUGUCUGUGGGGUAGGAGGAGGAAUAUAGAGAAGUUGUUGCUUUCUGAGUUCUUGGAGCAAAGGUUUUCCUGCUGCUUAUCUGUUUUUUUUCCAGGAGGGAGGGGAGAUUAAGGGAUUGGAGAAAAUAACCCUCUUCCUCCUUUUGCUUGGUUUGCUUCACUUCAUUAAAUCAUCAGCCUUCAAGCUGAUGGUAUACCUGCCAGGGGUUCAUUCUGCACUGGUAUGCUGAGGCAGCAGGACACAGGCGUGAGAACGGUUCCUGAGUAUGUUGGGAAUGCCACUCUUGUCCUCCUCUGGAGAUAGCAGGGCUAUGUGGAGUGCACAGUGAAUGCCUCUAGAGCCUGCUCUGCCGGCCCUGUUCCUCCCACUAGCAGCGAGCACUGGUGGUCUUCUUGAGCUGAAAGGAUGAAAAUUGGCAAUUGGAAAAUCACUGUCACUGACCUGAGCUUUAUCCUGACUUCUGGAGUCCCAGUUGAUGUUGUUGGGCAUAUGAGUCUGCAAGAGUGUCCCCUGUCCAUGAUUUAGGCAGCGGUUGGACAUGCAUCACUAGCGGGAUGGUCGCCCACCAAAGCUGCAAUGUCGUCCCUGACGACCUCCAGUGAGGGAGAGAACUCUGCUCCCAGGUUUGUUCUUGGUUCCAGAGAUGAUGAGACAGAAUUUCUGGGAUCAAACAUGAAGACAGACGAAACUGAUUUCUUUGAAGAUGACGAAGAGGAGGAGUCGCCUCCAGAACGGCAGAUCGUGGUGGGAAUCUGUGCCAUGACCAAAAAGUCCAAGUCAAAGCCCAUGACACAGAUUCUGGAACGUCUGUGUAAGUUUGAGUACAUCACAGUGGUGAUCAUGGGGGAAGAUGUUAUUCUGAAUGAACCGGUAGAAAACUGGCCCUCUUGUGACUGCCUGAUAUCCUUCCACUCCAAAGGAUUCCCCCUGGAUAAGGCAGUUGCUUAUGCCAAGCUGUGCAAACCAUUUCUGAUCAACGACCUUGAUAUGCAGUAUUACAUCCAGGACAGGCGUGAAGUGUAUCGGAUCCUUCAGGAAGAGGGAAUAGACCUGCCCCGCUAUGCUGUGCUCAAUCGAGAUCCUGACCGACCAGAAGAGUGCAACUUGGUGGAAGGAGAGGACCACGUGGAGGUAAAUGGAGCUGUGUUCCCAAAGCCAUUUGUAGAGAAGCCAGUCAGUGCUGAGGACCACAAUGUGUAUAUUUACUACCCGACAUCAGCAGGUGGGGGCAGCCAGCGGCUCUUCCGCAAGAUUGGAAGCCGGAGCAGUGUGUACUCCCCAGAGAGCAGUGUGAGGAAGACAGGCUCCUACAUUUAUGAGGAGUUCAUGCCUACGGAUGGCACUGAUGUAAAGGUGUACACCGUGGGGCCGGACUAUGCCCAUGCAGAGGCUCGCAAGUCCCCUGCUUUGGACGGGAAGGUGGAGCGGGACAGCGAGGGGAAGGAGAUUCGCUACCCGGUCAUGCUGACUGCCAUGGAGAAACUCGUUGCCCGUAAAGUCUGCGUAGCCUUUAAGCAAACCGUGUGUGGCUUCGACCUCCUGCGGGCCAACGGCCACUCCUUUGUUUGUGAUGUGAAUGGCUUCAGCUUUGUGAAGAACUCCAUGAAGUAUUAUGAUGACUGUGCCAAAAUCCUUGGAAAUAUAAUCAUGAGGGAGUUGGCUCCCCAGUUUCAUAUCCCCUGGUCCAUCCCAACGGAGGCAGAAGACAUCCCCAUUGUCCCCACUACUUCAGGCACCAUGAUGGAGCUUCGCUGCGUUAUUGCAGUCAUCCGUCAUGGAGAUCGCACCCCGAAGCAGAAGAUGAAGAUGGAAGUGAAACAUCCCCGGUUCUUUGAAUUAUUUGAGAAAUAUGAUGGUUACAAGACAGGAAAGUUGAAGUUGAAGAAACCAGAGCAGCUACAGGAAGUGCUGGACAUUGCACGGCAGCUUGUGGUGGAGCUGGGAACCCACAGCGAUUGUGAAAUCGAGGAGAGGAAAUCCAAACUGGAGCAGCUGAAGAGUGUCUUGGAGAUGUAUGGACAUUUUUCUGGCAUUAACCGUAAGGUUCAGUUGACCUAUCUUCCUCAUGGACAUCCAAAAGCUGCGAGUGAAGAUGAAGAGGCUCGCCGGGAGGCCUCCCCCUCGCUGCUGCUGGUGCUCAAGUGGGGUGGGGAGCUGACCCCCGCGGGAAGAGUGCAGGCUGAGGAGCUGGGCCGCGCCUUCCGCUGCAUGUACCCUGGGGGCCAAGGCGAUUAUGCUGGUUUCCCUGGCUGUGGCUUGCUCAGGCUGCACAGCACUUACCGCCACGAUCUCAAGAUCUACGCCUCGGAUGAGGGGAGAGUGCAGAUGACAGCAGCAGCUUUUGCAAAGGGUCUGCUGGCCCUGGAAGGAGAGCUGACCCCCAUCCUGGUGCAGAUGGUGAAAAGUGCCAACAUGAAUGGUCUGCUGGACAGUGACAGUGAUUCCCUUAGCAGCUGUCAGCACAGAGUGAAGGCUCGACUACAUGAAAUCAUGCAGAAGGAUGCUGAGUUCUGUGAAGAGGAUUAUGAAAAGCUAGCACCUACAGGCAGUGCUUCUCUGCUCAACUCCAUGACCUUUAUCCAGAACCCAGUUGAGGUCUGUAACCAGGUGUUCACCCUGAUUGAAAAUCUCACCUCCCAGAUACGAAAACGUCUGGAGGACCCAAAAUCUGCAGACCUGCAGCUGUACCACAGUGAGACUUUGGAACUGAUGCUGCAACGCUGGAGUAAGCUGGAGCGAGAUUUCCGCAUGAAGAAUGGGCGCUAUGACAUCAGCAAGAUCCCUGAUAUAUAUGACUGCAUCAAGUAUGAUGUACAGCACAACUGUGCACUGAAACUGGAAGGCACAACUGAACUCUUCAAGCUCUCCAAAGCCCUGGCAGAUGUGAUCAUACCCCAGGAAUAUGGGAUUAAUAAGGAGGAGAAACUGGAGAUUGCUAUUGGCUUUUGUCUUCCUCUCAUUAAAAAGAUCCAGCUGGACCUACAGAGAACUCAUGAAGAUGAGUCUGUCAACAAGCUACAUCCGUUGUACUCACGAGGAGUUCUGUCCCCGGGCCGCCACGUCCGCACUCGGCUGUACUUCACCAGUGAGAGCCACGUGCACUCCCUGCUCAGCAUCUUCCGCUACGGGGGCCUUCUGGAUGAAAACAAAGACCAGCAGUGGAAGAGAGCCAUGGACUAUUUGAGUGCUAUCUCAGAGCUGAACUACAUGACCCAGAUUGUUAUCAUGCUCUACGAGGACAACAACAAGGACCCCUCUUCAGAGGAGCGUUUCCAUGUGGAGCUGCACUUCAGCCCUGGUGUCAAAGGCUGUGAGGAGGACAGGAACAUACCCACGGGGUUUGGCUUUCGACCGGCCUCAGCAGAGAACGAGGACAAGAAGGCGGACCAAGGCAGCCUGGAGGACCUGUCGCGUGAGAAGGGCGGCGAUGAGGCAGAGCGCGCGCGGCAGAAGUCCCCGCAGCCCUCGGAGCCCGUCAGCAUCCAGCGCAGGUCGCCGCUGGUCAGGAGCCGCAAAACGGGAUCCAUGGAGGUGCUGUCUGAAUCUUCUUCUAAAUCAGGAGGUUAUCGCCUCUUCAGCACUUAUUCCAGGCAGUCUUCUGAGAUGAAGCAAAGUGGAUUAGGGUCACAGUGCACCGGGCUGUUUAGCACCACUGUGCUGGGAGGCUCCUCCAGUGCCCCCAACCUCCAGGACUACGCACGCAGCCAUGGCAAAAAGUUUGCCAGCAGCCUGACAUACAAAGACGAGCUCUUGUCUAUGCCAGCCGUAAAACGAUUUUCUGUGUCGUUUGCAAAGCAUCCGACUAAUGAUGUGUUGGAGCACCAGCACGUUGCCCAGUUGCUACGCCGUUUUUCCUCUGACUGUGCCGCGAGCCGGACCAUCUCCUUGGAUGCCACCCUAGCCCAUCACCUGCAGCAGUGCUCCUACCACCUGCGCCUCUUCAGGAGCUGGCUGAUCUCAGGGCAGGAUGACUUGGAGUGUCUUUACGGUUUUGAAGGCUGCUCCAUGGUUCCCACCAUCUAUCCCCUGGAGACGCUGCACAACUCGCUGUCUCUGCGGCAGGUGAACGAGUUCCUGACGGCCGUGUGCCGGAGCUGCAGCGAGCCGCACGCCCACUCCACCGCAGCUCUGUUUGAUUCAAUGAUUGGGAGCCAGAUCCCAGGAGACCCCUUCAUGUCCCAACGAAUCCUGUCGUCGUCGUCGCUGCCGCUGCGCCCGCGCUCGGACAAACCCCCUUGGUACAGCAGUGGCCCCUCCAGCACCGUCUCCAGUGCAGGCCCAUCCUCCCCAACUUCUGUGGACAGCUGUGCUCGUUUCAGCUUCACUGAGAAACUUUCCGUCAGCCCCCCAAAAAGUGAGGAGCAGCUGACCAGCCAGUCCCCUGAGCAGGAGGAGAGUCAAGCGCCACGCAGAGAGCCUGACGUGCGGGAGGGUGUGUCUGGGCUGCCAGCAGCAGAGCCAAGUGCCCCAGAGACCCUGGUCUGCAAUAAGGGCCCAGAGCCAGGCAGGAUUCUGGAGCUGGCAGGGGAGGAUGCUAACCCAGAAGAGAAGAGCAUGGGAGAGCGGGAUGAAGAAAAAUCAUCUGGGGAAAUGUUAGAGCCAAGUAACAUAGGAAACCCAAAGUGUGGUGAAGGAUUUGACCUGGGGCUGGCUGGGGAGACAGCGAAGCCAGGUGAGGGGUCUCUCAGGGGAAUGACUGGCCUGGAUCUGUCCAAGGAGAUCCUGGUGCCCUGUGAAGAGGAGCUGCUGGGAGAGAUGUUGGACCCAGAGCAUACAGGCAAGGAGCUGCUGGGGGACAGUGCUCUGUCAGACCAGCUUUUCUCUGGUCACCUGUGCCAGGUGCAGCCACUGACUCCUGAGAAGAAUGUGGAGGAACUGCAGCUGCUGUGUCAGAAGGAUCAGCAAAUUUAGUGGCUUACUGGACAGCACACUGCAAGCACUUCUCAGCCUGAGUGCAGCCCGACUUCCUGCAUGGCACCUCACGCAGCUGGCGGUGCACAGCAGAGAGGAAGCCACGUCCCAGGGCUACAGGACUCUGUGGUGUGGAAGAGACUGCUUUGCUCCUCCACAAGCCAGCUCUUUGCCAUUCAGCAAGAAUGCUUGCCUCGUUAAAUGAACAACAAUGCAGUCUGGGUACUGGCAUGGCACCUUCAUGGAGCAGGGACAUGGUGCUGCCUUGGUGUCCCAAGGGCUUUGUGCUCACUGGGACAGCAGCAUUAGAGGACUGGUACAGCCAAGGCUUUUAGGGUGGUAAGUCCAAAGAGGACAGAUCCUCCUGACCCUUUGGCCCACAGCCUUCAGAGAAAGGCAUUCUGGGCCCAAAUUAAUCAGAUCCAUCACAACCACCAACCUCUCCUCUCUGUUUCUUCCUUCUUCCUCUCUGAAAUCCCACUGCUGGCCACCAAAAUCAGGUCCAGAGAGUCCAUGGUAGGAAAACUAGCAAAAGCAGAAAGCAUUCUGAAUGAGUGUGGAAAAGAAGGGUAGUGAGGGUAUCAGGUUUGACUGCCACUUGCAAGGAAACAUCCCUUUGGCAUGGCCUUGGAUGUUUCCCUGCUGGACUGGGGCCGGCAGGAGCCUGGGCAUCCAGCCUGAGAGAGUGUGCAGGGAAGACACACACAGUUGUUUUCUCUCGUCCCCAAGGAUCAAGCAGGGUACAGCUCUGAGGUCUUGGUGACAGGGAUUAAAAGAAACUGCUAUUUUGAUAAUUCAGGACUAUUAGAAACCAAUAAGGAGAAAUCUUUAUUAUAUAAAAUGAAAAGUAUUUAAUGGAUAUUUAUGUAAAUGCCUUGUGAGCACAAGCCUGAGGGCAAGAUUGAUACGGGUGUCCCUGCCGCAUCCCGAGUGCCGGCCGGGGCUGUGCUUCCCACUCCUCUGUAUUUAUGGACAAGUCUGCGUGUCUGUCUGUAGCUAGGAUCUCUGUUUUUGUGAAGCUGUGCCCAAAGAUCUCUAUGCUGUGUUGUGACAAUGUGUGUUCACAGUAAAUCUAUGCUGU